Messenger RNA from Phoenix dactylifera (date palm), 1844 nucleotides. RefSeq names its product tocopherol cyclase, chloroplast / vitamin E deficient 1 (VTE1) / sucrose export defective 1 (SXD1) (gene VTE1). Lineage: Eukaryota; Viridiplantae; Streptophyta; Magnoliopsida; Arecales; Arecaceae. Gene Ontology annotation, molecular function: tocopherol cyclase activity. The record is from RefSeq and is a predicted model, not a curated record.
CGUUCCGAGCGCUUCUCUACUCUCCGCGCUCCCAACAGUCACCCGAACCGCCUGAAACCUUUGGCCGUCGUGACUCCUACCCCCCCCUUCUUUUUUCUUUUAAUCGAUCCUUUCUCGGUUUUCGACGCCAUUAAUUGACAUGGAUGCCGCCUUCGCUCUCCUCCGCCACAGCCCCUUCUCCGCCGCCCUCCCAUCUCCUCCGCCGCCCGCUGCCGGCCGCAAAUCCGCCGCGCCCUUCUCUCUCCGGCGGCCUUUCCCCGCCGGCGAACAGGGUCUGCGGGCAAGAUCUCGAGUUGUGGCGUCGGUCGCGGUAUCUGGCGGAGAGGAGACCGCGGCAUCGGUCGCGCCUGUCUACAAGCCCACUCCUCCGGACAGAGAGCUUCGGACUCCUCACAGCGGAUACCACUUUGACGGGACUCCUCGUCCAUUUUUUGAAGGUUGGUACUUCAAGGUCUCGAUCCCUGAAUGUAAGCAAAGCUUCUGUUUCAUGUACUCUGUGGAGAAUCCUGCCUUUCUUAAUGGAAUGAGCAUGCUGGACAAGGCAUUGCAUGGGCCUCGAUUUACUGGGGUUGGAGCUCAAAUUCUGGGCGCGGAUGAUAAAUAUAUAUGCCAAUUCACAGAGACAUCUAAAAACUUUUGGGGAAGUAGGCAUGAGCUAACAUUGGGGAACACCUUUAUAGCUGGGAAAGAUUCAGCUCCUCCAGAUGGAGAGGUUCCUCCUCAGGAAUUUCGUAAACGUGUUGAAGAAGGAUUCCAAGUCAGCCCAAUUUGGCAUCAAGGUUUUAUACGUGAUGAUGGAAGGUCGAAGUAUGUUCAAACUGUAAAAACAGCAAGUUGGGAAUACAGCACUCGUCCAGUAUAUGGCUGGGGGGAUGUUAAGUCCAAGCAAAAAUCAACAGCAGGCUGGCUUGCAGCUUUUCCUGUAUUUGAACCUCAUUGGCAAGUAUGCAUGGCAGCGGGCUUGUCAACAGGUUGGAUAGAGUGGGAUGGUGAACGGUUUGAAUUUGAAAAUGCUCCAUCUUAUUCAGAAAAGAAUUGGGGUGGUGGUUUUCCAAGGAAAUGGUUUUGGGUUCAGUGUAAUGUUUUUGAAGGUGCAUCAGGGGCAGUUGCUUUAACUGCAGCAGGUGGCAUGAGGAAGCUAUCUGGAUUAGCUGAUAACUUUGAAAAUGUUGCCUUGAUUGGAGUUCACUGUGAGGGGAUUUUCUAUGAAUUUGUGCCCUGGACCGGGACUGUGAGCUGGGAGAUUGCUACAUGGGGUUACUGGCAUAUGUCUGCAGAAAAUGACAAACAUAUGGUUGAAUUAGAGGCCACUACAAGAGAACCUGGUACUCCCUUGCGGGCUCCAACAAUGGAAGCCGGGCUUGUAACAGCCUGCAAAGAUACUUGUUUGGGUGAUCUCAGGCUGCAAUUAUGGGAAAGAAGAUAUGAUGGCAGUAAGGGCAAGAUGAUUCUCGAUGUAACUAGCAACAUGGCAGCAUUAGAAGUAGGAGGUGGACCCUGGUUUUCGGAGUGGAAAGGCACAUCCUCCUCAUCAGAGCUUGUUAGCCGUGCUCUUCGAGUCCCUGUUGAUGUUGAAAGCUUAGUUCCUCUCCCAUUUUUAAGGCCUCCUGGUCUCUAGGGAUUUGGCAAUAUUCCUUGAAAUUUUACUUACAUCAGUCAUCAUUCAGAAAAUGCCUCCAGUGACAGUUUUGAGAAUUUUUCACACACAAAUUUUGCUGCCUCAUAUCCUUCUCUUUUCUGAAAAAAGAAAAAGGAAAAGAAGAAAAAAGAAGAAAAAAAGAGAAUUUGUUGUAUAGCAGUGGUAUGUUCAAACUUAAUUAUUCCAUUUUGAGCUCUUGAUUACA